UCCGAGAGAUUUCGAUUCUGAUUGUGAAAUGGAGGACGCAGAAUUAGAAAGAAGAAGUUGUGGGUAUAUCAGAAGACUGAUUUUCAAAGCAAGCCAAGAUACAGAUGUGGCUGUCGACUUGGCGCUGAUUAUGUUUGACAAAGAUACCAUCGCAUGCAAUGAGAUGCUUCAUUUCUCAGGAUGUAGGGACGUGAAGAGAUUACAGCUUAAAGCUGUUGACCCAAAUUUCCAAAGAACAAAUCUGAAGUUUACAAGUGGGAAGAUUUUUAAGCAAGAGGAGAAAAAGGUUGAACUUGGAUAUAAAGCGAUAAAAUGCGGACUAAUGACUGGAUUGACCGUUGGAACCUUGGCUUUUAACAGCACACGUUGUCGGGCGCAAGUUAAAGUCACUGAUAAUUCAUGUUCAGUGCUGAUGAAUGGAAAUAGUUGUAUCCUCAAAGGUCAACUAGUCGUUGAUAGAACAACAGAUAAUCCAUUUUUUAUUGACGGUGAUUCAGGAUCGGCUGUAUUUGUGCAAAAUGACAAUUCUCUUGAGUGUCUUGGGAUAGCUAUUGGUGGGAUAAAGUCCUCUCAACAGACCCUUGUCACACCUAUUGGAGAUGUGCUUCGUGAGCUAAAAGAACAAAAUGAAGAAGCAAGUCGACCGAAAGAGUACAAACUGAAAUCAUUCGAUUGAAUCACGAACAUGUUGUAGUUCUUCUUCACUGAGUUCGUCAGUAGUAUUUGAAUGCUUUUUUUACCAUGUUAUUCGCUUCUGAAACUUAUUGGAACAUCUCUUUCAAGAUAUAUGCAGAUGUAUAAAUGUACAUUCCAGGAGAAGCAGUGUAUUACUAAUGCUUUCCAUGGCCAAGUCUAGGAUUAGAAUUUAUCAAAGGUAUCGUGAUAACGAAAACAGGGUGAACAUAACAGAUUCUAACAAUGAUUAGAAUUUAUACUUCACCGUCCAGAAACAGAAGGGGCGGAUUGUACACUUAUGUAUUUAUAUACAGUCAAACUUUGAUGUUUCGAAGUUCAAGGGACUAACAGAAAAACU
Pecten maximus is the source of this 1033-nucleotide messenger RNA. RefSeq lists its product as uncharacterized. The transcript is spliced from 3 exons. Lineage: Eukaryota; Metazoa; Mollusca; Bivalvia; Pectinida; Pectinidae. Bases 29 to 676 code for a protein of 215 amino acids. The record is from RefSeq and is a predicted model, not a curated record.